UCAGGAAAAGGCAUUCAUCAGUUGGCGGUACAUCAGAAUCGACACCUCAAUUAGUACUUCAAAGAAUGGCGAAAACAAUCACGGUCUUAUUCUUGCUGAAUUUGUUGGCUAUAAAAAUGUGUGAAUGUGGUCCGAUAGUGGACGAGAGAAACUUUUGGUCCGACAAUCCAGUCUGCAACUUCUCAACGCCGUGUUUGGAUCCUCUAACCUUCUGUGGCUCCAAUGUAGAAAUUAUUUCAAGAUGGUUUGGCGGAUAUAGAUGCUAUGCCAAGAAAGCCUCCAUGGGUCUCUGCAAUCAAUCAAUUGUAUGUCUGUCAGGAGUAUGUAACAUUCUUGCAUUUGGUAUAGGCCUUUGCUUAUAGUAAACAAUUAGAAAAGCAGUACGUUAAUAUCAAACAUUUCAAACGAUUAGCCAGUCAGCCAUUCAGUUAAUUUUUGGUCACGUGUUAAAGGAUUGAAAAUAUAUCUUCGAUUAACGUGCA
Daphnia carinata is the source of this 482-nucleotide messenger RNA. RefSeq lists its product as uncharacterized. Lineage: Eukaryota; Metazoa; Arthropoda; Branchiopoda; Diplostraca; Daphniidae. The record is from RefSeq and is a predicted model, not a curated record. Bases 66 to 362 code for a protein of 98 amino acids. The transcript has 3 exons.